Molecule: messenger RNA, 1464 nt
Organism: Verticillium nonalfalfae
Lineage: Eukaryota; Fungi; Ascomycota; Sordariomycetes; Glomerellales; Plectosphaerellaceae
Exons: 2
Coding region: 1-1464 (487 amino acids)
Biological process (GO): positive regulation of DNA-templated transcription
Cellular component (GO): Set1C/COMPASS complex
Source: RefSeq, a predicted model, not a curated record
AUGGAUCACGCUGGUGGUCAACAAGCCGCCGGCAGGUCACCCUCUUCGGGGCCCGCCAGUAGGCAACAGGAGGAUCACGACAUGCCAGAUGCACAACCAGCAGCGCCAUCUCCACAUGAGAGGAGUGUCCCUCCAUCUUCCAACACAGUCCUCCCCUCCACAGAAAAGCCACCACCUGCGGCGCCAAAGAAGCGCGGUCAGGCUGCAGUCAAGAAGCCCACCAAGCGCAGCAAAGGCAACCCCGGCUCCCGCGUCGGCAAGAAACAAACGGCACCAAAAGCAUUGAGUGGCGACCAAGACGACGAUGGCGACUCGGCCGCGCAGCUUGAGGAGCGCGGCGCUGCCAGCCCGUCCCCUGACGACGACGACUCCAUCGACCCGGGCCCCUACUGUCUGUGCCGCGGCCCGGACGACCACAGGUUUAUGAUCUUCUGUGACAUUUGCCAGGACUGGUUUCAUGGAGAGUGCGUCGACAUGGACAGGGACGUCGGUAACAACCUCGUCGAGCGCUUCGUCUGUCCCAACUGCACAGACCUGGCCAACAACGUGCGCACCCUCUACAAGAAGACGUGCUCCCUCAAGAACUGCACCCAGGAGGCGCGUCUUUAUGGCGACCGCGAGACCAAGGAGGAAGUCAAGCUCGAGGACAAGAGCGUCUUCUGCUCCGACGAGCACCGCCAGCUGUGGUGGGAGAAGUACGUCGCCGCCAUGCCCAAGAAGGAUGGAUCCGGCGCCAAGACGCUUUAUGGCGACAUCACGCAGGCGCAGAUUAUGGCGCUUCUCGGCGAUGCUGUGAGCAAGGCUGACAAGACGAACAACUGGAAACUCGCGGCACGGCCCUUUGCGCCUGAGGAUGGAGACAAUGGGUCGGACCCCAAAAAGGUCCUGCCACCGGGCACACUCACCGACGAGGAGGAGCUGAAGCUGAAGCAGUACGCCGCCGAGCGCUACCAGAUGGGCGAGGACACGGUCGCCUACAGCCGCAUGCUCGAGCUCAUGGACAUGGCGGGCCGGCGCCGCGCGGCCCUCGUCGCGGCUAAGAAGAUGGACGACUCGGUCUGCGGCUACGACUACCGGCUCGACACCAUCGGCGUGCGCCAGCCCUUUGCCGCCUUCAUGGCGACGCAAGAAGCCCAGGAGAUCUUCAAGCAGGGCAGCCUUGAGCACGGCAGCGUCAUGGCCGGCGCCGACCGUAACUUUUGCGACAAGAAGCGUUGCAAGCCCCACCACGGCUGGUACCAGAUUCACACUAAGGACGUGAGGUAUCUGAUGCGCUGUCUGACAUCCGAAGCCAACAAGAAGCUCAACCUCGAGGCCGAGAUCCGGGACGCUGCUGUGCAGAGGAGGCUGAGGAAGGAGCGCGAGGGAAAUGGCGUCGAGUAUCACGGGCAGUACGCGGUGCAGCUUGGAGAUCAGAAUAAAUCUGUGACUGCCGAUGGACCUCUUGAGACGAUCAGCACUUAA